GGUCGACCAAUAUCAGCCUCUAAGAAGCGGAAGCUAUGCAACGAUCCAUUCGUAGCUGUGCGGCAGAAUAGCUCGAGUAAGCCACGAUGUUGCCAUUCCCAAGCCCAUCGAGAGACUUGGCGACCACGGUGCUGGUUAUGCCAUGAUCUCCUGUUGAGCUCUAUGCUCGGCUUGACAAGACAACUAAGGCCAUUUGGCAUUCGGCAAUACAUACCUACCAAUGGAUUGGAGCGAGAAACGGAGCUUGCAGCAAUGUGAAAGAUAUCAGAACACUUUUGAACACCGAAGAGGAGGGCUAAAGACUUCGUGGGACGAACAUCCGGCAGAACAGAGAGGCUCGGUACAAAUCAACUGCUUAUUGACAUAUGAAGGCGCGUCGAGCAAGCCUAGUUGGUGUCGACGGAGAGGCAGGAUCCAUUGCUCAACAGACAGCGAACGGCACUUUGUAUGAGAGCAAUAAGUAAAAGCCGUACCGAAGCCGCUCUGCCAAUAUCCUGCCAAUAUUCUGUCAUUGCACAAGUGGCAGCUAAGGUAGUUCACGCCAGAGACGUAAGCUCUCUCAAGGCUGUCGACAUGAAAGGCGAAGUUCGAAGAGAAAUAGAUUACGUGAAGGAUACCGCCACUUGGUUCUGGGUGGGAAUCUGGGGAAAGCGGUAGGGUCAGCGUCUUGGCGCAUCGGAGGGUACAACGGCAGAAGCGGGCUAUUACCUU
Molecule: messenger RNA, 711 nt
Organism: Sphaerulina musiva SO2202
Lineage: Eukaryota; Fungi; Ascomycota; Dothideomycetes; Mycosphaerellales; Mycosphaerellaceae
Exons: 1
Coding region: 448-657 (69 amino acids)
Source: RefSeq, a predicted model, not a curated record